AGAGAUGGACAAAUUUAGGCAUUUGAUGUCCUGCAGACGUCUGAUAAAGGACACACACCCACAGGAGUUGUCCUUGGGACUCACACAGCUCAGAUAAGAACAGCAGCCGAACCAACAGUCAGAAUUCCUCCCAGCCUUUACUUUCUCUUGCUCAGCCGCGACAAUGGGUGUGUGUGUGUCCCUGCCAGAACCGGUGAUGGCCGACCAGCCUCUCUCGCAGCCGGCCGACCAGCCGCUGACAAAGUUCCCCCACUCCGGCCUCCCCAGGAGGAAAGAAGCCCUGGGAGACGUCCUGCAGGCCCGGGGCCAGUGGGCCAGCAAGGCCGAGUUCCUCUUGGCGGUGGCCGGGCAAAUCAUCGGACUGGGCAACGUCUGGAGGUUUCCCUACCUCUGCUAUAAAAACGGAGGAGGUGUGUUUUUUGUCCCCUACCUGCUGUUCCUGGUGCUGUGUGGCGUCCCCCUGUUCCUCCUGGAGACCUCUCUGGGGCAGUUCACCAGCUUGGGAGGGGUCAGCGCCUGGAGGACCAUUUGCCCAUUAUUUGGAGGUCUCGGCUACGCUAGCCAGGUGAUGAUUCUGCACGGCUGCGUCUACUACGUCGUCAUCCUGGCCUGGGCCCUCUUCUACCUGUUCUACAGCUUCCAGGCCGAGCUGCCGUGGUCGCACUGCAACAACACGUGGAACACAAACGCGUGCUUCUUGUUCGAUGAAUACAAUCAGACUGUAAACGUCAGCAGCUUACCUGUGAAUGCCACCUCCCCGGUCAUGGAGUUCUGGGAACGGGAAGUGCUCCGCCUGUCAGGAACUUUAGAUGAGCUGGGUCCGGUCAGCUGGAAGCUGGCUCUGUGUCUGGCCGUCGUCUGGCUCGUCUGCUACUUUUGUGUCUGGAAGGGCGUGAAGUCCACUGGAAAGGUGGUGUACCUGACAGCCACCUUCCCAUACAUCAUGCUGCUUGUGCUGCUGGUGCGCGGUGCCACUCUGCCUGGAGCGACCCAGGGCAUCAUUUACUACCUCAAACCCAACAUCACCCGCCUGGCUGACCCUCAGGUAUGGAUGGAUGCUGGUACCCAGAUAUUUUUCUCUUAUGGAAUCUGCUUGGGAAGUCUCACAGCCUUGGGCAGUUACAACAAAUACAACAAUGACUGCUAUAAGGACUCCUUCAUGCUGUGCCUCCUGAACAGCGGCACCAGCUUCCUGGCCGGUUUCGCCAUCUUCUCGGUUCUGGGCUUCAUGGCUGAAGAACAAGGCGUUGACAUAGGCGCCGUGGCUCAGUCAGGACCCGGUCUUGCCUUCAUCGCCUACCCGAGAGCCGUGGCCAUGAUGCCCGUUCCUCAGCUCUGGGCCGUCUGCUUCUUCCUCAUGAUCAUCAUGCUGGGUCUCGACACGCAGUUCGUGAGCCUGGAGGCUCUCAUGACUUCGGUGACGGACCUGUAUCCCCACGUGAUCCGGCGCGGAUACCGCAGAGAGCUGCUGCUGCUGCUGGUGUGCAUUGUUUGCUUCCUCAUUGGGCUGGUCAUGGUCACGCCGGGUGGUCUCUAUGUGUUCCAGAUCUAUGACCACUUCUCCUGCAGUGGAGCCAGCUUGCUGCUUCUCUCCAUCUUCCAGUCUCUGGCUGUUGGCUGGAUCUACGGAGCCGAGCGUUUCAGCGGCAACAUCAGAGAUAUGACUGGCUACAACCCCCUGCCUUUCUUCAAGCUGUGCUGGAAGUACCUGACUCCAGCUGUGUGCACUGCUACCUUUAUUUUCUCCCUGGUGCGUUGGUCUCCGCUGAGCCUGGGGAAAGGACUGGUGGCUCCGGUCUGGGCCACCACGCUCGGCUGGAUCCUGACCCUCUCCUCGGUUUCCCUGCUCCCCAUCUGGGCUGUGUACGCGCUGGUCACCACUCCAGGAACCCUGCCGCAGCGCUUCCAUCGGCUUUGCACCCCUGCUGAGAAGUCGUCUAUGGCCUUCCAGCACCUCUUCACCAACGGCUCGCCGCUGACCUACAGCCCCGUGGCACCUCUCAACGGGAAGCAGCAAAUGAUAGAGCUCCUCCCAGAAAAGAAGACAUGACAAUAACGAACGCUUUGUGGCACUGUAUGCUGCUCAGCCAAUCAGGUGUGCCGAACAGAACAGCUGAUCACAACAGAAGACUUUAUUUCAAAGAAUGUUUAAGGAGAAAUGUUAGAAUUUACCAAAAAGUCAACAGUUUGAGGCAACAGUUUGGAAGAAUUAUCAGAGCAUCCGACCCUAAACUGGGAUAAAACUUGAUUGGCCGUUCAGAUCAGCCACGGUUCCUGUUCCUGCCCACCCGAGUUGGUCAUUUCCAUACAAAAACAGCACACACUCCUGAAUCUUAACCGUUUUUGCCUCCAUACUUGCUAUCAUAGCUUUUCAUCUAAUUUUACAGUUUAGUUGCUGUACUUGAGGACCAUGUAACAACAACAACAACCCCUAGAGACGUUCCCUUUGUUUGGCAGCAGCACGCAGUCCUCAGCUACACUAUACUCUCUAUGAGAGACUCAGAGAGUGUUAGCAUGUCUGCUGAAAUGACUCCAUGAGUCAGACAUGUGAUGUCAGAUGAUUUAUCUGGAGAUUUCUUGAAUUUCUCAUCCAAACCAAGUGGGGUUAAUACUUGAGUUGCGUCCACUAAAUGCCACUUUUGCUGCCAAGCUCUGAAGCUUGCUGUGAACAUCUUAACGACAGCAGAUCUGACUGAAACGUGCACUAGUUUGAGGUAGUUUUGCGUUUCCGGUGUUUCUUUAGAAACGGCAUAGAUGAUCAUUUAGUGGUGUUUCUCCAGAGUAAAAACUUCAGUACAUUUGUUUCAACUGUUAUAAGCAAUAAUAAACAGAAUAUAAGCUGGGAGACGUAGUCAUAUUGAUUAAAAAUGAAACAAGGGUUGCUGAAAUGCUUUCCUGCUUAUUUGUAAGAUUAAAGUUAACAAUUAGUCAAACAGGUCAACACUUCAAAUUGAAAAGCGGCUGAAAGGAUAUAUCAUAAUAGAGUAUACCUUCUUUGAAGGUCUCUGCAAACCUCGUUUAAAUUAAUUUUUUUAAACUACUGCUGCUUCAAAGAACAAAAAAAAGAACUAUACAAUAUUUUUUAAUGUCUG
Xiphophorus maculatus (southern platyfish) is the source of this 3092-nucleotide messenger RNA. RefSeq names its product sodium- and chloride-dependent GABA transporter 2-like. Gene Ontology annotation, cellular component: membrane. Gene Ontology annotation, biological process: sodium ion transmembrane transport. Bases 164 to 2050 code for a protein of 628 amino acids. The record is from RefSeq and is a predicted model, not a curated record. The transcript has 15 exons. NCBI's taxonomy places the organism in Eukaryota, Metazoa, Chordata, Actinopteri, Cyprinodontiformes, Poeciliidae.